GUACUUUAAUAAAUAAUCAAUGUGUGAAAUACAAGAAGAGUUUACGGAAAAACAGUAUUUAUUUUGUAAUAGUAUAACCUGUAAUAAUUACCAGCGACGUACAGAUUAUAUUUGUUAAAUAUUAAUGUUACAAAAUGGUACAAAACAUAGCUCAUGAUUUGACUGCUAAAGAGCGCACAGCUGAUAUUGAAAUAGAUGAAAAUGUAACAUUUCAUGAAAUGGGUCUAUCCCAAAGGGUCUUAGAUGGUCUUUUAACUUGUGGCUUUUAUAAGCCUUCGCCAAUUCAAUUUAAAUCCAUACCAUUGGGAAGAUGCGGAUUCGAUCUGAUUAUAAGAGCAAAAUCAGGAACUGGCAAAACAGCCGUCUUUGGAGUAAUAGCGUUAGAUAUGAUAGAUAUUGAAAUAAACUGUAUUCAAGUAUUAAUUUUAGCUCCUACGAGAGAAGUGGCCAUUCAAAUAAAAGAAGUAUUAACAGCCCUUGGUUGUAAAAUAAAAGGAUUAAUAGUGGAGUCAUUUAUUGGUGGCUCUACGAUAGAAUCGGAUAGAAAAAAACUUUCCAAUUGUCACAUAGCAGUAGGUGCACCCGGUAGAGUUAAACAUUUAAUAGACAAAGGUUAUUUGAAAGUGGAUCAUACUCGUUUAUUUAUACUCGACGAAGCCGAUAAAUUAAUGGAAGAUAGUUUUCAAAAGGAUAUCAAUUACAUCUUCUCAAUACUUCCAUUGAAUAAACAAGUAAUUUCAUCGAGUGCAACGUAUCCCGGAAAUUUAGAAGUUUUUUUACAAUCGUAUAUGCAAACACCCAUGUUAUCCACAGCAGACAACGAUGAACCUAUACUUAUAGGAUUGAAACAAUUUGUUUCAGUAAUUGCGAGUCAUCCUAAUGCAAUGAGACAAGUUCAAAUAAAAAUAGAGGAAUUAGUCAAAAUAUUUAAGAAUGUACCAUUUAAACAAUGUCUUGUAUUUACAAAUUAUCAAACCAGGGCUCAAUCAAUUUCCAAUACAAUAAAUUCUUUAGGAUUCUCCUCUAAUUAUAUUAUCGGUAAUCAGAAUAUGGAUAAGCGAAUUGAUACAAUAAACAAAUUGAAACAUUUUAAAUGCAAAAUUCUAUUAACAACGGACUUAACAGCAAGAGGCAUAGAUGCAGAAAAUGUUAAUUUAAUAGUUAAUUUAGAUAUUCCAAUUGACAGUGCAACGUAUCUGCAUAGAAUUGGAAGGGCUGGUCGUUAUGGCUCUCAUGGAUUAAUAAUUAAUAUUAUUUCACAAAAAGAAUUAAAUAAAUUUAAAAAUCUUUUAUUGAGUGUUGGGGGAAAACAGUUUUCAAUUAAUAAAUUGAUGAAGAAAUAUCCAGAUAAUAUUUGGACUGCCGAUGAUAGUACAUUUGAUAAAAUACAAGCUGCACAAGAGACAAUCGAUAAUAAGAUUUGUGUGGAAAAAGUUGAUAUAGAGGGAAUAAAUGAAGUCUCGUCGUCCGAUGAAGAUUUUGUGGAUAUACAAUGUAUUCAAUUGCCAAGUGAAAAAUCUUAUCUAAAUCAUAUAACUGAGACUACUGACGUUGAGAGCAAUAGUCAAGUAGACGAGGGUUUAGAAUUGAAAGAAUAUUUUAGAGAAAACAAUCUAUGUGAUGUUAGUGUAAAAGUAUCGGACGAACCAACUACUUUAGAAAUAUUAAAUGGUUGCAAACACGUUGCCAUAAAUUUAAAUAAAGUGUUAGACAAUGAUUCAUGUGAAACAGUGGAUAUGAAUGAACUAAUGGAUAUUAAAGAAUCAUUAAAAGUGAAUUUUAUAAAAAGAGACAACUCAUCCAGUAAUAAUUCAGAAUUAGAUUUUGAUAAAAAAUCAGCCGAUACUAUAAUUAGUCCUGAAGUAAAUAUUCAAAAGAUAAUUGAAGAAAGUAAAAUUCAUUUUAAACAUGAUGUUUUUGAAAGCGAGGAAUUUCAAAUACUUAAAAAAUUCAAUGUAAAUAUGAAUAAAACGCUGGCUAAUGAUAAAAUUUUAGAAGAUACAUCUUAUCAAGCAUAUUGUUGGAAAAAUAAACUCACUCAUGAAAUGAUCUUAUUGGAAUUAAUGUUACCAAAAAAUGUCAAAUCAAUUUCUGUAAUUAAUUUUUAUACUGCAUUGCGUAUGUUUUAUAAUUUACAAAAGAAAGCUCUUUUGUGCAUUUAUCCUGAAAUUCGAGAUGAUAAUGAAAUGAAAGAAGCUUCUUUAAACGCUGAGGAUACGUUGAACAAAAGUCUUCAAAUAUACCAGGGAAGAGAUGUUCUUAAAACUGAGUAUAAUUUGUUAAGCGAAGAAAAAUUUGAGUUUUAUUAUCCUUAUUCAACGGAUAUUCGUAAUCCAUUACCGAAUCUAUUGAUAAGUUGCAAUGAACUUUCUCAAUAUAUAAAUGCUGUUAAUUAUUUGCAGUCUAAUAAAGAUAUGUUUAAAAUAUGGUAUAGAAAGAGACGCUUAUUAUGCCUAAUGGACAAUGACGCAAAGGAAAUAUUAAGUGAAAGAAUUGAAAAUAAUCACAAGGUCAAUUACGAUGAAUUAGCUAAAAUUAUAUCCGGUACAGUAAUUAAAAAGAAUUCUAGUUCAUCGACUUGUAAAGAUAGCAGCUCCGUUUCGGAAAUAGUUCCAACGCAUGCAGAUAACGGUUUGCAAUCAAAAGUUUGUAAAUUUCGAGAAAAAAAUGAAAAACAAUCUCAAUUUACUCCAUUAAUAGCGAGUAAUAUAUCGUAUAACAAUUUUAAUCAAAGUUAUUUCAAUGGCAACAUUGAAAGAGUAGAUAAAAUGGCGAAUAAUGCUGAAUCGGAGGAAACGAUAGACGAUUUAGAAUGUAAUAAUUCAUUCGAGUCACAGGCAUCGUCAAAUGCAUUUAAUUUUAAGAAUUAUAACAAGAUAGGUAAUAACAUGAAUGUCGAAUCGUCAAAUCAAUUUUCCAACACAUUUCAAUCGAUACAAAAUAACGUUAUGGUUCAUGAUAAUUACCAAGAUGCAUGUAACAGUAUGAAUCACGUUUGCUAUGGUAAUUCUAAUUAUUGUGAUUUUGUAAAUAAUGACAAUAGUGAAGUAGAAGAGUUUUUUAUAAAUUUAAGGCAACAGACAAAUCAAAUACAUUUGCAAGAAUAUUAUUAUCACAUAUUUGAAAUGCUUAUGAUCAUUAAUUGA
Ceratosolen solmsi marchali is the source of this 3146-nucleotide messenger RNA. Its product is annotated as probable ATP-dependent RNA helicase ddx10. Gene Ontology annotation, molecular function: nucleic acid binding; ATP binding; RNA helicase activity. NCBI's taxonomy places the organism in Eukaryota, Metazoa, Arthropoda, Insecta, Hymenoptera, Agaonidae. The record is from RefSeq and is a predicted model, not a curated record. Gene Ontology annotation, cellular component: cytosol. The transcript is spliced from 8 exons. The coding region runs from base 135 to 3146 and encodes 1003 amino acids.